CAUGACGGGGCACAACAAGGAGAAGCUGCACACGGGAGAACGCCCCUUCGACUGCUCGGAGUGCAAAAAGAGUUUCAAGACGGCCAAUGUCCUGGAGGCCCACAGGCAAGUCCACACGGGCGAGAAGCCCUGUGGCUGCUCCACAUGCGGCAAGAGCUUCACCUCGUUGUCGUGGCUGCGGGAGCACCAGUGGGUGCACAGCAGUGAGCGGCCUUUCACCUGUUCCGACUGCGGCAAAGGCUUCACGUCGUCCACGAACUUGAAGGUGCACAGGUGCCUGCACACUGGGGAGCAGCCCUACACCUGCAGCGACUGCGGCAAGGGCUUCUCCAACUCCAGCAACCUGCUGAAGCACAAGGGCACCCACACCGUCGAGCAUCCCUACACCUGUGCCCAUUGCGGCAAGGACUUCACCCCUUCCAGCAGCCUGCAGCAACACCAGCGCACCCACACUGGCGAGCGUCCCUACACCUGUGUCCAGUGCGACAAGGGCUUCACCCAAAACAGCCACCUGCUGGUUCAACAGCGCACCCACACUGGCGAGCGCCCUUACACCUGUGACCAGUGCGACAAGGACUUCCCAAGCUCCAGCAACCUGAUGGAGCACCAGCGCAUCCACACUGGCGAGCGACCCUACACCUGCGACCAGUGCGGCAAGGGCUUUAUCUACUCCACCAGGCUGCUGUCCCACCAGCGCACCAACACCGGCGAGCGUCCCUAUAACUGUGCCCAGUGCGGCAAGGGAUUCACCCAUUCCAGCAGCCUGCUGAGCCCCAGACCUGUGUCGUGGGCUUUCGCAUAA
Messenger RNA from Amblyraja radiata (thorny skate), 802 nucleotides. Its product is annotated as zinc finger protein 214-like. NCBI's taxonomy places the organism in Eukaryota, Metazoa, Chordata, Chondrichthyes, Rajiformes, Rajidae. The record is from RefSeq and is a predicted model, not a curated record. The transcript has 3 exons. Bases 2 to 802 code for a protein of 266 amino acids.